Molecule: messenger RNA, 3026 nt
Organism: Planococcus citri (citrus mealybug)
Lineage: Eukaryota; Metazoa; Arthropoda; Insecta; Hemiptera; Pseudococcidae
Gene: Setd3
Product: SET domain containing 3
Exons: 11
Coding region: 392-1939 (515 amino acids)
Biological process (GO): peptidyl-lysine monomethylation; actin modification; peptidyl-lysine trimethylation
Molecular function (GO): protein-lysine N-methyltransferase activity; protein-L-histidine N-tele-methyltransferase activity; protein binding
Source: RefSeq, a predicted model, not a curated record
GAUACAAUGAAUUUUUCGUAAUUAUUCGUAACGUUGAGAUUCAUUUAUCUAAUUUAAUUUAACUAGGUAACUGUAAUCGUUUCGUUUAAAAGUUUUACGAUCAUUUGUCGUUAAUCGUGCUCGUAUUUGAUCGUAAUAUAAGUCGGUGGUGCAGUCGUGUCUGUGCCUGUGGUGAUACCUAAUCACUUACUCAUCUCAUCAACUAGCCUUAUAAGUAUCAUUUGAAAUGCUGCCAAAUUCCUGGUAUGGUUUUUUCUUUUGCUGGAUUUUCUCGUCUAAUGAAUGUGUCAUGUAAAAUAAGAACAACGCCGCCGGUACGCGACGCGAUUCUGAAAAUAGAACAAGUUGGUUGGUGAAUGAAUAGUACGCUGCAGCUGCUUCGUUUCAUUUGAUGGUGAAAAUGAGCCGUCGGGGUAAGAAGUCGAAAUCGAAUCACGAAAACGCUUCGAAGGAAGCCAAAAUGCAGAUCAAACUACCCAGACAGAAACACAUCAAACGCAGCAAUCUAAUAAGCUCGUUAUUUAUGCAUGCUAGUUCUUUUCCUCAGAAGAUAACCGUGUCCGCAUUAUGGGAUAAUCAUAAGCAUAUAAACGAUAUCGUAACUCAGUUAUUAUCGCUGGAAUCUGAAUUGAAAGUGCCGUUACCGAAUCGAACCUCCGAAACGAUUCGUGAAUUGGAAAACUGGGCCAAAGAAAACGCGGUUGAAAUGAACAACGUAGAAAUAGCGGAAUUCGACGGUUACGAUUUCGGACUGCAAGCGACCAGCGACAUUGCCGAGGGUAACGUUGUCGUGUCCGUACCUAAGAAGCUGAUGAUAACCGUAGACAGUAUUAAAGGAUCGCCAAUGGAAACCUUAUACAACGAAGACGUCGUACUGCAACAAUUGCCCAACGUUGCUCUGGCUAUUUUCAUUUUGGUGGAAAGGUUCAAGUCUAGCGAGCCCUCAUUUUGGCUGCCGUAUUUCAACGCAUUACCAAACUCGUACACGACGUGCGUUUACUUUUCGCUCGACGAUUUAAACCAACUCAAAGGUUCUCCGGCUUUAGAAUAUUCGUUGAAAAUGUUCAAAAAUAUAACCAGACAAUACGCGUACUUUUGGAGCAUAUUUCAGAAAAAUACGGACGAAGCGAGCAACAUUUUGAGAGAUGUUUUCACCUUCGAACAAUACAGGUGGGCAGUAUCGACGGUGAUGACCAGACAAAACUACAUCCCCUGCGCCGAUCGAAUUCCCGUCAACGUUGUCAUUCCGGUGUGGGAUUUCUGUAAUCACGCCAACAACAAGAAGGCCGACGAUACGGAACCGUCGACCACGUACAACGUGGACAGCGAACGAUGCGUUUGCGUUGCGCCCGAUAGUUUCGGCAAAGGCGACCAAAUAAACAUUUUCUACGGCCAACGGUCCAACGCCGAUUUCCUGGUGCACAACGGUUUCGUGUACGCCGACAAUCACCACGACGUGGUCAAGGUGAAAUUCGGUAUUUCCAAUUCGGAUUCGUGCCUGUUGCGGUUGGCGUUGCUGAAAAAGCUCAAAUUACCACCGUCCGGCGAGUACCUCAUCAAAGCCGAUCCGCAAGAUCCCGUUCAUUCGAGCGUCUUCGCUUUCGUCAGGAUUUUCAAAAUGAACGAAGAUCAGUUGCGGGAAUGGCUGGAUCGUGAAGACGCCGAACAAGUAUUGCUGUCAGCGCCGGUCAGUUCAUUAGGAGCGCAAUUCGACAGCGCCGUACUGCUAUAUAUUCAAACUAGAAUAUCUAUUCUGCUCAAAGCGUAUCCUACCACCAUUCAGGAAGACGAACAACUUCUCCUGCGGCAAGAUUUGUCUAAAAUACAUAAACUGGUUAUAGCUCAUCGAAUUACUGAAAAAACCAUUUUAAACAGAGCAGUCGAGUAUUGUAAAUUGAAAGUCACCGAAAUUGAUCUGCAUCAAGUUCACAUUCAAUAGCGAUAGCAGCUCGUUUUGUUUUUGCUUUGUUGGGUCUCCAUCUUUACUUUGAAUUAUCACUUACCUAGGUAUUUUUUUUUUCUUUGAUUCUUACUAAUUUUUGUCCUUUUAUAAUUUCGCUUCAGGUCAUUUUUUUGUACUUAUCUGUUUAUUCGAGCAAAGGUGGAGUGUUUGAUGAUGGUGUAAUACUCGUAAUUUGAACAAAGUUUCACGCUUGAGCUUUUGUUUCGAUAAGACCUAAAUUUUCCUAUACGUGCUACGGUGCAAGUUUAGGAAAGUUCCUGAAAUUUGGAACCCGUUUCACAAAUCUGCAAUCUGGACUUGCAGGUAGCAGAUUUCAACAUUCGCAUUUCAUGUUUUAUACUUAUGGUUUUGAACCUAGGUAGGGUGUUUCAUCACACUUAUUUUCAUUUUCUAACCGAGUAUAGGUAUCAUCAGAUUAUACCUAGUUUACUGGAUUUUUCGUCAUGAAUCCCCUCUUUCCUUCCUACGCUGAGUUUUACUUGAUGAAAGAAGACAAAUAAGAAUGUGAACAACCUCGAGAUCUACGUAAUUCAUGCAGGGUCGUGCUCUUGACCCACUCCUCGGCCCUCUCCCAUACUGGCUUCUUGAAUGCGAUGAUGAACUUUAGGAUUUUUAGCUGAUGAAAAAAUGACCACUACAUUGUGAAUCAGGUCUUAUCAAAAUGAAUGAGUGAUGAUUAUUUGCAUUAUAAUCUUGUAUGAGCUCGCGUAGUCACAAUUGUCACAAACCUCCACAGAUGGUUCUUUGUAUAGGUACUUUUAUUAUUUUAGUCCAAUGUCUUGUUCUUGUUAUGUAAAUAAUAAUACUUACCAAUUAGUUAUUACUGAUGUACGUCAACCUACUUACUCACCUACCUACCUAAAUAAAGUUGAUGACACCGUGGACUCAAAUACUACUACUGCUGCUGCUGCUACUUUACCGUUACCAUUACCCAACUGUACAAUAUUGCGUUUUACAACUGUAAACAAUUGUUUUGUUUUUUUUUAUCAAUUUAAACAAAAAUAGUAAUUUAAGCAAAAAAAUGGAAAAUGGAAUAAAUGUGAAGCCAUUGUUUUAAUGUUAA